AUGGCUAUAUUGGCGACAGUGUUGAGCAAACUUAAGAAACUAUUUGUGGUGUUGUUUGCGGUGCUGAAGAGGCCUUUCUGUUGCCGCCGACGCACCCGAAGGAACUCCGGUAUGAUUUUGCCGAUGACUGUCACCACCGCUGACCACCAGCACCACCAACACAUUCCUCCACCUGUCCAUCAGUGGUCACCACAACAACAACACACCAAUAACAUAAAUACCACUAAAUCGCAAAACACUUCCACCGGUGAUGAGCCAGAAGUGGAGGAAGACUUCUUCAAGGAUAUGGUCCCGCAGUUCAGGAGAACUAAAAAAAUUGUGUUGACAACCAAUCAAAGCAGUGAUAAUAACCACCAAAAGUCCAAUCGAUUCGGUGUCGACACGAAGGCCACCAUAUUUCAGGUGCGGAUCUGUUUAGUGAUAUGUCAACGCAAACCAUAUAGCAAAGAGUUGGGAGCAAUGGAUCACUUCGAGGACGACGUGGCCGGCAGUUGGGAGGACGCGGCGGCCACUGAGAUGUGGGACACGGAUGCGGGCCUUCGGGAUCUGCGGCAACAGGAAAGGGAGCGUCGGAUCGCCGAACACCAGCGCAUUAAAGCAGAAAAGGAGUUCAAACGCGCCAAACAACAGCCCAAAGGCAAUCUGUUGGCCACCAAAAUCAGCUAAUUCUGGGCCAUAAACUCAUUGUAUAGUCUUUUCUAAACAUAUUAUUUGUGAUCAUUUUAUUAUGAAAUCGAUUCGACAUUUGGUUUGAUGUCUGUUGCGUUCACUCAUUAUUUCCAGAGAUAUUUAUUCUUGAAUCCGGU
Messenger RNA from Oppiella nova, 806 nucleotides. The record is from the annotation of a GenBank genome assembly. Lineage: Eukaryota; Metazoa; Arthropoda; Arachnida; Sarcoptiformes; Oppiidae.